UAAUAAUGGACAUGAAUAAAUACUUAUGUGUGUAUACGUAAUAAUCACGUAACAUGUGAUUUUGUUUUGUACGACUCAAAUUACUUUUAAAAUAAUUUCAAUUAUGAAAAAAAAAAAAUAUUUUGCGUUUAUUUUUCACCUUUUUCUACGAUCCAUGGCCACUGCGGAUCUGUAUCCGUAAUCCAGUUAAAAAACAAAAGCGGCGUUCAGUUAAAAGGCAAAGACUUGUCAAAAAAUGUCUUGCUCUAAUUUUUAUGAAAUAUUACCUUUGGCCAAGCAAGUGAAAUAGUGGCAGAUAUAAAAGAACAUGCCAAAAAUUAGAGAGUAUAAUGAGGAAGAAGCUAUGAAAUUGGACGAAUGUUUCAAAGAAACCCUAGCACGUGUUAGACCUUUUGUUUUAGCAUUAACAUCUACUGAAAGUGCGAAAUUAUGCAAAGUUUGGCUUAAUAAAUUAAAUGCUGUUACUUCGCAACGUCGUUUAAGAAACGAAUAUCUCACGGAAUUAUUCAGGCAAUUAAAGACAGGACAUGUUGGAGGAGUUUUCAGUAGACCUCCACCUAAUGGAUUUCUUCUACCAUUACCUAAGUCGUAUCAUAUGGUACCUAUAUUACGAUUUAUGAAAUUUAUUGUAAUUAAAGAAUAAUUAACAU
This is a messenger RNA of Bombus pyrosoma, 650 nucleotides long. Its product is annotated as centrosomal protein of 112 kDa-like. Bases 308 to 643 code for a protein of 111 amino acids. The transcript has a single exon. Lineage: Eukaryota; Metazoa; Arthropoda; Insecta; Hymenoptera; Apidae. The record is from RefSeq and is a predicted model, not a curated record.